This is a messenger RNA of Fraxinus pennsylvanica, 456 nucleotides long. NCBI's taxonomy places the organism in Eukaryota, Viridiplantae, Streptophyta, Magnoliopsida, Lamiales, Oleaceae. The record is from the annotation of a GenBank genome assembly.
AUGAAAUCUAAAGUUAGCCACCAAAACAGUUUUUUGAGAGUCAUUACAAUUCCCUAUCGGGCUCUGUGCAAAGCCCGAGAUUUCUACGUGAGAAGCAUUACAGAUUGCUCAGACAUGGCCAAUUAUCGUCCCACGAACAUGCGUGGCCUGCCAAAGAGCUACAGCGUCAGGUCAUCCUUGUCGUCGGAAAGCGAGGAUUUCAGGGAGCUCGUUCGGGCUUCGUCAAGCCGGAGAACUGACCUGGAUUUGGAGUUGUACCUGCAACAACAGAAGAAAGUCGGGGCGGUUUCAAGGGCCGAGAUGCCGAGGAGUAUCAGCGUGGCGAUGGGGAGAAUCGAUGAAGAUCGUCCGUGUUGUUCCUUUGGAGAUAUGAACGUGAAUUCGAAUAGGGAAUUCAAGUAUCCCAGAAGCAGAAGCCACGAUGUGGCAACAUCAUCAGCCAGCCUUUUGAUUUAA